UCUCCUCUCUAGGUUACAGGGUUACAGAUCCUAGAAAAGGGUCUCUGAAAAACCUUGGGAUGAGGGUGUUCCGCCUGAGCGUGAAGUCUGGGAAUUUUCUGAGCGUUUCCCUCCCGGGCGUCUUCCCUGAAUUCCCGUCGAAGCCAGCGGCUAUGCGUCCCAAGCCAGGCUCGGCGUCGCAGCCUCGGCGUCGCAAGCUCGCGGCCGCGGGGUGGAGCGCUCCCGGAUGCGCCCCCUUCGGACGGCAGGGGGCGUUGUGCGCGCCCGGCCGCGGCCUCCCCCGCGGCUCCCUUAAAGGGCCAGCGGGGCACGUGGCUCAGGGGCCGCCAGGCAAGCAGUUCCGACGCUGGGCCGCUCCUGCUCGUUACCGACGCGCAGCGUGCGCUUCGCUCAACCUGUCGGCGGAGAACCUCAGCCCGCGCGUGGUCCGACCUGUCGGCGGAGGAUCGCACCCCAGCGAGGACACGGUAGCCAUGGCUGAAGCGGCGCCCGCCCGGCCAGAUGCAGAGAAGAGCUCAUACCUCUACUCCACAGAAAUCACACUGUGGACUGUGGUGGCAGCUGUGCAGGCCUUGGAGAAGAAAGUGGAUUCUUGCCUGGCCCGCCUGCUGACAUUGGAAGGACGCACAGGAACAGCCGAGAAGAAGCUGGCUGACUGUGAGAAGACAGCUGUGGAGUUCAGCAACCAGCUGGAGGGCAAGUGGGCCGUGCUGGGUACCCUGCUGCAGGAGUACGGGCUGCUGCAGCGGAGGCUGGAGGACAUGGAGAACCUCAUGCGCAACAGGAACUUCUUGAUCUUGCGGCUUCCCCCUGGCAGCAAGGGCGAGGUCCCCAAGGUGCCUAUGACCUUUGAUGACGUGGCUGUGUAUUUCUCUGAGUUGGAGUGGGACAAGCUGGAGGACUGGCAGAAGGAGCUCUACAAGCACGUGAUGAGGGACAACUAUGAGACGCUGGUCUCCCUGGAUUACGCCAUCUCCAAACCCAACAUCCUCACCUGGAUAGAGAGGGGAGAAGAGCCUUGUCCUUCAGGCCCCUGGGGCCAGAAGGGGAGUGAGGAGGAGGCAACAUGCCCAAGGAAACCAAACACUGGAAUUCCUCUGAGUCCAGAGCAUGCCCCAAGUCCAGCCAGCCCUGACCUAGAGGAACCAAAAGAAAGGCAGGUACCUAAGCAGCAACAGCAGCCGCAGCAAGAGGAAGCAAGAGUUUUUCUACCUGAGACAGACACUGGGACUCCAGCCAGCACCAGCACUUUACCCAUCAAACAGGAGGGAGAAUCUACAGAGGGAGAAUGUCCACCCUCCCCUCCCACAGACAGCCUGCCUGCUGUGGGACCAGGUGGUGGUGCUGUGACCAUCAAGACAGAAGCACAGGCCGAGGAUGAAUCUGAGCAGCAGCUUCUGGAGUCCCUGAGCCAGUCCCACAAAAGGCCCAGGACUAGAAGCUCCAGACGGCUUCAUGACCAGGGAGUGCCUAGGGUACUGAUUAGGGAACCCCAGGCCGCAGAGGCUAGGAGGGAGCCACCCUGUACCCUUCCUCAACGACAACGACAACGACAGCGGGCAUUCUCAUGCCCUGACUGUGGGGAGAGCUUCCGCUUGAAAAUUAAUCUGACAAUCCAUCAGCGGACCCAUGUAGAAGAGGAGGAACACAGGGAGGUUUGCAGUGAUUUGCCUGUUGGGUCAGGGGAAAGCCACUCCACACUGGAACCAGGGGAGGUGGCGGUGCCUGGUCCUAUCAUCGGCUGGGUACCUCAGAAGCCCACAAGGCACCUUUCCCUGAUAAGCAGUGCUUUCCUGAGACAAAGGUCAACAGCUAAGGUUUACCACUGUAGUGAAUGCCUGCUCUCCUUCCAGCGACGGAAGACCCUGAUACUGCACCAGCGUCAGCAUACAGGCAUCAAGCAGGGCUGGCCUGCCUGUCCCUACUGUGGCAAGGCCUUCCGCCGGCCCUCAGACCUCUUCCGUCACCAGCGCAUCCACACUGGUGAACGUCCCUAUCAGUGCCCCAAGUGUGGCCGGGCCUUCAACAGGAACCACCACCUCACUGUCCACAUGCACACCCACUCAUGAGGCCAGGCUAUCCUGUGUUUCCUCAUUUUGUCUGUCCACUUGAGAGCCCAGCCCUGA
Microtus ochrogaster (prairie vole) is the source of this 2126-nucleotide messenger RNA. RefSeq names its product zinc finger protein 783 (gene Znf783). Lineage: Eukaryota; Metazoa; Chordata; Mammalia; Rodentia; Cricetidae. The record is from RefSeq and is a predicted model, not a curated record. Gene Ontology annotation, molecular function: RNA polymerase II cis-regulatory region sequence-specific DNA binding; DNA-binding transcription factor activity, RNA polymerase II-specific. Gene Ontology annotation, biological process: regulation of DNA-templated transcription.